AUGUUUGUGACAUAUGAUCCGGACGGAGAUCUGGUCCUGCUUCUCACACGAGUGGUAGAGCUGGCAGAAACAAACGAAGGAGAGAACCUGGGAGAUUCAGCAAAGACAAAAGCAGAAUCACGAGACUACUCGGAGGAGAACGAUUCAACCGAUGAACCAAACGCUAACAGCGAAGAUGUACAUAUGUUAGUCUCGUCCAAACACAUGUGUCUUGCUUCUCCUGUAUUCAAAGCCAUGCUUCAACACAGCAACUUCAAAGAAGGCCGAGAACUAGCUUCUGUUGGCAAGAUUGAGAUUUCCUUGCCUGACGAUGACCCUGAUGCUUUUGCAGUCUUGAUGUGCAUUAUCCAUGGCCGGACAAGGAAUGUUCCUCGUGAAAUCGAUUUAGAUCUCUUAUCGAGAAUUUCUACCCUGGUUGAUAAGUAUCAAUUACAUGAGGUAGUUGAAAUUAUGUCUGAUAGAUGGAUAUCAUUGCUUGAAGCCGAGUUACCAGAGGAAUUUACCGAUGAUUUACUUCCAUGGCUUAGUAUCUCUUGGGUGUUUGAAAAGCCAAGUAUCUUCAAAGAAGUUACUCGAAUUGCAGAACGACAAAGUAAUGGUAAGAUUGGUGAAGACAGAGAUGAUAUUCCAAUACCAAAUCGGGUUCUUGAUACAAUUCAAGAACGAAGAUUGACUGCAAUAGCCGACGCCUAUUCCACGGUCGAAACAAUACUCACCACCGGUAAACAUCAUUGCACCGCACCCCGUAAAGAUUCCUUCGAAUGUAGCGGCAUGGUCCUUGGAACGCUCCUCCAGAGCUCCACAAAACUAGGCAUAUUUCCCGUGCCAGAUCUCACUGACACCAAGCUCACAUUUAAUUAUGUCGUCAACCAAAUCCGCAAAGUGGAAGUGGUUGCUCUUUGCGAUAAAAUAUCUCCAUUCAGAGGGUUUGAGUAUCAUCAUUGGUCUACUCAUGGUGUCAAACAGGCUAUCGAUACUGCACUGGCGAAUCUUGAGAAGAGAUUAUCUGGAUUAGAUAUGGAGGAUUUUAAGAAGGGGAAGAGAGUGCAGCCAGAGCUUAAGUUAUCAGCAAGAGUGAAGGCGAACAAUUUAGACAUGACACAGUUGUCGCUUACGCCUUCUUGA
Botrytis deweyae is the source of this 1125-nucleotide messenger RNA. RefSeq lists its product as uncharacterized. Gene Ontology annotation, molecular function: protein binding. The record is from RefSeq and is a predicted model, not a curated record. The transcript is spliced from 2 exons. NCBI's taxonomy places the organism in Eukaryota, Fungi, Ascomycota, Leotiomycetes, Helotiales, Sclerotiniaceae. The coding region runs from base 1 to 1125 and encodes 374 amino acids.